Messenger RNA from Aspergillus sclerotioniger CBS 115572, 1690 nucleotides. RefSeq names its product NADPH-adrenodoxin reductase. The record is from RefSeq and is a predicted model, not a curated record. Gene Ontology annotation, cellular component: mitochondrion. The coding region runs from base 16 to 1629 and encodes 537 amino acids. Lineage: Eukaryota; Fungi; Ascomycota; Eurotiomycetes; Eurotiales; Aspergillaceae. Gene Ontology annotation, biological process: ubiquinone biosynthetic process. The transcript has 3 exons.
CUUGUCGGCACCACCAUGAACCUCCAGCGCGCUCCCUAUGUCUGCGCCCAAUGCACGGCGCACAUUACCCGCGCGCCACUGCGUCAUAUUUUGCGUCGACAUCCCUCUCGGUCGAUCUGGCAGUCGCGUCAGUACAGCCAGGUCGUCCAAAAUGAUCGACCUUUCCGCGUUGCCGUCAUAGGGUCAGGUCCAGCAGGCUUCUACGCUGCAUAUCGACUACUUUCUAAGGUGGACCAUGCCAUGGUGGAUAUGUACGAGAAGCUGCCGGUGCCCUUUGGUCUCGCGCGGUAUGGUGUUGCCCCCGACCACCCGGAAGUCAAGAACUGCGAAGAUAAAUUCACCGAAGUUGCUACAUCUCCACGAUUUAAUUUCAUCGGCAAUGUUGAACUAGGCGAAAGCCUUCCCCUCAGCUCUCUCAAACCACACUACGACGCUAUUCUGUUCGCAUACGGUGCCCCGAAGGACAAGGAAUUGGGAAUUCCGGGCGAGAAGGCGACGCGCAAUGUUUACUCGGCUCGGGAAUUUGUUGGGUGGUACAAUGGUCUGCCGGAACAUCGCGAUCUUGCCCCGGACCUGACCGCCGGCGAAAACGCAGUGAUCAUUGGGCAGGGAAAUGUGGCCCUGGAUGUUGCUAGAAUCCUUCUGUCAGACGUUGAUGCUCUAGGGAAGACGGACAUAGCUGAAUAUGCUCUGGAAGAACUAGCGAAGAGCAAGAUCAAGCGUGUCCGGGUGGUUGGUCGCCGAGGGCCGAUGCAGGCCGCAUUUACCAUCAAAGAACUCCGCGAGCUGCUUCAACUACCGUCGGUAGCAUUUGACCCGGUGCCUAAAGAUCUCUUCCCUCCGGAAGACGUCAUGUCUGCCCUCCCCAGAGCACAGAAGCGGCUGAUCCAACUUCUCGCGAAAGGAUCAACCAAUGACCCAACAACCUCCACCAAAUCAUGGGCUCUAGACUUCCUUCUAUCCCCAGAAUGCCUUCACUGGUCUCCCGUUCAUCCCUACCGUCUUUCUCACGUCAGAUUCGCGCGGAACGAGCUGGACCCUUCAGAUCCAUUUCUCGCCAGCUCCAAGGUCACGCCCAAAUACCUGUCCAGCGGGAAGCGGGCUGAGGUCGACAUCCCUGCCAACACUUUCUUCCGUAGUGUAGGCUACAAAUCGCUACCACUGCCUGGCCUGGAGGACCUGGGUGUCCAAUUCGAUGAACGACGCGGAGUCAUUCCCAACGACGGCUUUGGGAGAAUCACCACGCCUAUCAACACAGGAGAAAACGAGCGGCUUCCUGACGGCUCACUGAUUUCGCAUCUGCCAGGACUUUACUGCGCUGGCUGGGUCAAGCGCGGACCCACUGGUGUGAUCGCUACAACCAUGAUGGAUGCAUUUGCUACAGCCGAUGCAAUUGCCGCCGAUAUAAGCAGCCAGGGAGGCAAAGCGUCUCUACUGAACUCGCCAGAUUACAGCUUCAAACUGGGCUGGGAAGGUGUCCGUCCCGAGGCCGAAAAGUGCGGUCUGCAGCCAACAUCAUGGGAGGACUGGCAGCGGAUCGAUCGUGCCGAGCGAGAGCGUGGACAGGAGAAGGGGAAGAUUCGCGACAAGUUCGGUCGGGUAGCGGAGAUGCUGGAAGUCUUGUCGUGAUGCAAUAUUAUAUAGACCUGUACAGUAGAUACGACUUUAGAAUUCCAUUUCACGCAUAAAA